UUUUUUUAAAAAAAGAAUCACAUGUUUUGACAACAUUUUUAUUUUUUCAUUCUUUAAAUGGUCCCUUCAAACAAUAAAAAAAUACUUCAACAACAAGUUAUUCGUUUAACAAAUGAAAUAGAAGAAUUACGUCUAGAAAGAGAAGAGUCAAAAAAGAACGUUGUGUUCUUUAUACAAGAAGCUGAUCUUCUUCGACAAGAACUACUCGCUCUUCAGCAGCUAUCAAACACGUCUCCUAAACUAUCCAGUCUUUUGCCUAGGCUCAAUAGUCUAGACGAAGAGAAACUGAACCUGAUUUUUAUCAUGCUAGAAAACCCCAACAUGCCACACGAACUUGCCAAACUCCAGUCAGACCAUGUCUCACUUGAGAUAGAGUUGAAUCAAACACGUAAUGAAUAUCAUGCAACACGCGCUGCUUUACUCAUCGAAAACGAACGCGCUGAUAUCAUCGAAAAACGAUGGAAAGAAGCUGAAAAUAGCCUUGAAGAAGCUGAAUCGACCAUACAAUCCCUGAAUCAAUUAAUAGCCGUGCGUAAUGAGACAAUGGGAAUGACUACAUCAAAAAAUCAUGCAUUAUUAUGCAACGAAUCAAAAGGAGAAAAUCAAAAACUUCAAGUUAAACUGGGUCAAUUAGAGCAAAGUGUGUUGCAUUGGCAAGAAAAGUGUGAGAAAAUGAAUCGAGAAAACGUUGCAUUGAAUGAGGAAAAAACAAGAGCGAAAUUAAAAGAGCAUCAUUUAAAGACAAACAAUAAAACUUUGCAAGAAGAAAUACGUAAAUUAAGCAAAACAGAACAAGAUUGGGUCAAUAUUGAAUACCUCCGUAAUGUUAUUCUCAAAUUCCUUGAACGAAAAAACACGCGCGCUCAAUUGGUACCUAUCCUAUCAACAUUACUUCGGUGCUCCAGUGAGGAUCAAACACGUCUUUUUCAAUUGACGCGAAACACUCUCACAUCAUAAUUAUGUCUUUUAAUAAACAAUAAAAAAAACAUAUAUAAACCCCAACUCGUCUUGUUGCGU
Messenger RNA from Gilbertella persicaria, 1017 nucleotides. RefSeq lists its product as uncharacterized. The record is from RefSeq and is a predicted model, not a curated record. NCBI's taxonomy places the organism in Eukaryota, Fungi, Mucoromycota, Mucoromycetes, Mucorales, Choanephoraceae. The transcript is spliced from 3 exons. Bases 58 to 957 code for a protein of 299 amino acids.